Messenger RNA from Dichotomopilus funicola, 1209 nucleotides. RefSeq lists its product as uncharacterized. Lineage: Eukaryota; Fungi; Ascomycota; Sordariomycetes; Sordariales; Chaetomiaceae. Gene Ontology annotation, molecular function: metalloaminopeptidase activity. The coding region runs from base 1 to 1209 and encodes 402 amino acids. Gene Ontology annotation, cellular component: cytosol. The record is from RefSeq and is a predicted model, not a curated record. Gene Ontology annotation, biological process: proteolysis. The transcript is spliced from 4 exons.
AUGGCCGAAGAACCACCUACGAAGAGGACAUGUCUUGGUGUCGAUUGCGAGAACGAGGCUUCCGCAUUGCAGUGCCCAAAAUGUCUUAGUCUUGGCAUCAAGGACAGCUAUUUCUGCUCGCAGGACUGCUUCAAGAAAAACUGGGGCACGCACAAGAAUGUCCAUAAGCAAGAGAACAGUAUUUUAAGCCACAUCUUUACUCCUAAGGUCGUGUCUGAACCAGAUCCAGAAACCGGUUACUACAAUCCGUUCCCAACCUUCAACUUUACCGGGCCGCUCCGCCCAGUCUACCCGCUGUCGGCGAAGCGCGAGAUCCCGAAGUCGAUACCGCACCCCGACUACGCCGAAGAUGGCAUCCCCAAAUCCGGUCGAUCAUUUGUCCGGGCGAACAAGAUCCAACAGCUCGACGAGAAGGCUCAGGAGGGUAUGCGCAAGGUGUGCCGCCUUGCGAGAGAGGUUCUCGAUAUCGCCGCCGCAGCGCUUCGACCGGGCAUCACGACCGACGAGAUCGACGAGAUUGUGCACAAUGCUUGCAUUGAGCGGAAUUCCUACCCAUCACCCCUCAACUACAAUCACUUCCCCAAAUCCGUCUGCACCUCGGUGAACGAAGUCAUCUGCCACGGGAUACCCGACAAGCGCAUCCUGCUCGACGGCGAUAUUGUCAACCUCGACGUUACACUGUACCAUGAAGGGUACCACGGCGACCUCAAUGAAACAUACUAUGUGGGCGACCGGGCCAAGGCUGACCCAGACACGGUCCGUGUCACUGAGGCAGCGCGUGAGUGCUUGGAGGAGGCUAUUAAGCUUGUUAAGCCCGGCACACUGUUCCGCGAGUUCGGUAAUGUCAUCGAGGCGCACGCCAAGACCAAGGGGUGCAGUGUCAUCCGCACUUACGUCGGUCACGGCAUUAACAGCAUCUUCCACUGCCCGCCGAACAUUCCGCACUACGCCAAGAACAAAGCUGUUGGCGAGUGCAAGCCGGGCAUGACUUUCACUAUUGAGCCCAUGAUUGCGCUGGGAAAAUACAGGGAUGUAACAUGGCCGGAUAAUUGGACGAGCACCACGAUCGACGGGAAGAAGACGGCCCAGUUUGAGCACACCCUUCUGGUGACAGAGACGGGAGUGGAGAUUCUCACAGCUCGGCAAGCUGACUCGCCUGGCGGUCCGGUCCCCAUGCCAGUCACUCCUGAAACUAAUGGGACUAGCUAG